AUUGUAGAUCACAAUUUCAAUUUUGCACGGCUCUUGUCUCUGAAGAAGCUUUUAAUUCCAAGUUCCAACCCACAGUUUUUUAUUUUUUUUCGCCUUUCUUUUCUACUUACCAAGAGAUUCUAAACUGCUUUUUCUGUAUGAGUAGUGUGUCGGUUUUCAUACAAAUGGUUUUCAAUGCAGCAGUCCUUACUGUCCUCAAAACCGGUGUUUGGUUGUCACUUAUGAGCAACUUUCUCAUAGUAUUAUCCGAUGAAAUUGAGAUUGAAGAGAGUAAUAUUUACUGCUUGAAAUCAAUAAAGGAUUCCUUGGAAGACCCUUUCAAUUACUUAGGCUCUUCUUGGAAUUUCAGCGACACGAGUAAGGGCUUCAUCUGUAAAUUUAAGGGAAUAGAGUGCUGGAAGGAUGAUGAGAACAAGGUGUUAAAUAUCCGACUCUCAGGCUUGGGACUCAAGGGUCAAUUUCCUCGAGGGUUCUCAAGCUGCACCGCCUUGACCGGUUUAGAUCUUUCAGGGAACAAUCUUUUCGGAAUCAUCCCUGAUGAUAUUGGGCGAAUCCUCCCAUUUGUUACAUAUCUCGAUCUUUCGGCCAACAGUUUCAGUGGUGAAAUUCCGCCCGGUAUUGCAAAUCUUACUUAUCUCAAUAUCCUAAAACUUGAUGACAAUCGGCUCACUGGACAAGUCCCACAUGAGCUUGGCUUGCUGCUUCGCAUGAAGUCUUUUAGUGUCGCUAACAAUCUGUUGUCGGGGCCGGUGCCAGAUUUUGGUAGAACCUCUGUUACAACAGCUGAGAGCUAUGCAAAUAAUAAAGGACUUUGUGGGGGUCCUUUGAAGCGCUGCAAGGCUUCUGAUGCUUACGAUCAUGCUUUCUUCUUAAAUGGGUUCGCCGUUGGUUGUUCUGUUUCUACUGUUGUAGUUUUUGCUCUGACUAUGUUUUGUUUGCCCUUUGAUCCACUAUUAAAGAAGAUUAUGAGUAGCAAGAAGAAGAAAAGAAACCAAAAGGUGGUUCAACGAAGACAAUGGCACCCAACUACAAUGAAUAGAGUUGAGGAUACCACGAUUUCUAAAUUGGAGAAGUUGGUUACUAGAAUAAGCUUCACAGAACUCGUGAAUGCUACUGAAAAUUUUAGAGAAGACAACAUCCUCGGGUUGGGAAAGACAGGGACAAUGUACAAGGCAGUGUUCUCAAAUGGUUCGUUCCUUGCCAUCAAGAGGUUCUUCGACUCACAAUUCUCUGAAGGACACUUUAUGUCCGAGGUAAUGACUCUAGGUAGAUUGAGACACAUUAAUUUAGUACCUCUGUUUGGUUUCUGUUAUGAAGGAAAGGAAAAACUGUUGGUUUACAAAUAUAUGCCAAAUGGUAACCUCUAUGAUUGGCUACACCUCCGGAAUGCGAGCUCAAGACCAUGAAAUGGCCUGUGAGGGUUAAAAUUGCUGUUGGGUUAGCAAGAGGAUUGGCAUGGCUUCACCACCAUGACAGAAAAUUCCGGGUAUUCAAUCAGAACAUAAGCUCAAAAUGUGUACUACUAGAUAAGAAUUUUGAGCCCAAGAUCUCUAAUUUUGGGGAGGCAAAGUUCAUGAACUCGAAUGAUGCUGCUUUGGGUGGGAGUCCUUUCACGAAUGAGGAAUUGUUGGAGUUGGGUUUUGAUUUGUUGGAGCUGGGUUUUGAUAAGAAAGAUGUAUAUAGCUUUGGAAUUGUGCUUCUUGAGCUGCUUACAAGGAAGGAACAUCGUAUGGCAACCAUUGCUGAAGCUUCUGCAAAUUCUGAUAGCAAUUUGGUUGAAUGGAUCAUCAAUCUUGUAAGUACCUCUUUUAGUCUGCAAGAUGUAGUUGAUGACUCUCUGAUCGGGUUGGGAUUCGAUGGUGAGAUCUUUGAGUUCAUCAAUAUUGCAUGCAAAUGCGUUCAAUCAGUGCCAGAGCAGAGGCCAACAAUGCUGGAAGUGUACCAAACAAUGAGGGCCAUUGGGGAGAAACAUGGCAUUGUGGACGAUUCUGAGAUGUAGAAAGAAACAGCCAGUGCUAGUGAGGGAGAUGUUGAAAUAAUAUGGUAGACGAAAUAUGCUAAACAAGCCAAAUUCAAUGGGAAACCUUGUUUUGAUUUACUUAAUUUUUAAUGCAAUAUUAUCAUUAUUAUUAGGAGCACAACUUGAUUACGUGUGAAGGAAUCAUUUGCUGGCCGUAAAACU
Molecule: messenger RNA, 2182 nt
Organism: Camellia sinensis
Lineage: Eukaryota; Viridiplantae; Streptophyta; Magnoliopsida; Ericales; Theaceae
Source: RefSeq, a predicted model, not a curated record